CUCAAAAGUUGUCGACAUCCUCACGGCCAUAGCAUUCGCCUACUUCGCAACCGCACCGCCAUGGACGAAGCAGAGUCAUCAUUGGGACGUGGAAAUUUCAAGCACAUCGGCAACAAGGCCAAGCGACAGGCAGAGUACCGCAAAUACCGCGCUGGCAAGCGCAAGGAUAAGCUCGCGAGGAGAGUCGCACAGGCAAAGGAAGAGAAGGGCGCUGAUGGUCAGGAGAAGAAGAGGGCUCGUCUCGCUGAAAAUCGCACUCGUACCAUCGAAAACACUCGUCUCGAGAACCCCACGAUCAUUUCGGAGCCCAAUUCCCAUCCUGGUCUCAAGCCCUCACAAGCAGUCAUCGAUGCUCAGCAGCAGGCAUCCGGGAGCUCGAAGCCCAAAGACAAGACUGACGAUGAAGAUGGAGAUGACGGCGACGAUGCCGAAGAAGAGGUCGAUGAAGCCGCCCUCGCCGCCGAGGAGGAACGAGCCUUCGAAGACGCCUCCGCACCUCCGGCCAUCCUCAUCACCACUUCUGCCCCUUCCUCAUCUACUUCCCCACACCUUGCAUCAGUGAAUGCCCGCUCACACCCAGCAGAACGCACCCGCGACUUCAUCGAGGAGCUGCUCAAUAUGUUUCCCGGCGGGGAGUACAGGCCACGCGCCAAGGCCAAGGGCGCCAGCCUGGGCAAGAUUGCAGGUUGGGCAAGAAAGAGGGGCUACAAUGCCAUGAUCGUCAUUGGCGAGGACCAUAAGCAGCCGACAAUGUGGACGCUCAUCGGACUGCCGGAGGGACCUACGGCCGUAUUUCGCCUCACAAGCGUUAGACUGGGCAAGGAGAUCGGUGGUCAUGCCCGAUCAACGCCUCAUAGCCCGGAGCUCAUCCUCAACAACUUCACCACAGCUCUUGGUCACUCGGUCGGCUCUCUGCUUCAGUCUCUCUUUCCUUCGAUUCCUCAGCUUGAGGGUCGCCAAGUCCUUACCGCACACAACCAACGCGACUUCAUCUUUUUCCGCAGGCAUCGCUACGAGUUUGCGCUGCGCAAGGGGGAAGAGAAGGCGAGGUUGCAGGAGAUUGGUCCGCAGUUCACGGUAAAACUUCGCAAGCUGAUGCCCAGCUUGCCCAAGGGGGCUGGAGGGUGGGAUGGCGUGGUUGACUUUGAUGGAGAUGGUAGCGGGGCAGUCAUGGACAUGGGUGGCGGCGGGGAGGCUGGAGCUGAGGCCGCCGAAGCGGCGCCGAAGUCGAAGCGGGCGCGAGGCCAAGUCGAGGAAACGACGAGCGAGUUCACAUGGAAGCCAAAGAUGGGAGUGUCAAGACGAAACUUCUACCUCUAAUGUUCACCGCUUCUUCCACCGAGU
Molecule: messenger RNA, 1344 nt
Organism: Jaminaea rosea
Lineage: Eukaryota; Fungi; Basidiomycota; Exobasidiomycetes; Microstromatales
Product: Brix-domain-containing protein
Exons: 3
Coding region: 61-1320 (419 amino acids)
Biological process (GO): maturation of LSU-rRNA; maturation of 5.8S rRNA
Cellular component (GO): preribosome, large subunit precursor; nucleolus
Molecular function (GO): rRNA primary transcript binding
Source: RefSeq, a predicted model, not a curated record